This is a messenger RNA of Lynx canadensis (Canada lynx), 3419 nucleotides long. RefSeq names its product serine active site containing 1 (gene SERAC1). The transcript is spliced from 17 exons. Lineage: Eukaryota; Metazoa; Chordata; Mammalia; Carnivora; Felidae. The coding region runs from base 136 to 2100 and encodes 654 amino acids. The record is from RefSeq and is a predicted model, not a curated record.
GGGCGGGGGCGGUAUCACGUGCCGCCGGGAGGCGGCUGGAGGGCUCCAGCUGCGAACUGCCGGGAAGGGUUCGCUGCCUGCCGACGGGGUCGGCGGUGAGCGGCUGAGGGAGGGCCGAGUCCGCGUGCCGGCAGAAUGUCCCUGGCUGCUUAUUGUAUCAUCUGUUGCAGAAGAAUAGGAGCCUCAACUCCUCCUCCCCAAAGCACCACGUACUGGAGAGACAUCAGAAAUAUAAUAAAGUUUACUGGAUCACUUAUUUUAGGCGGUUCUUUAUUUCUUACAUAUGAAGUUCUGGCUCUGAAGAAGUCUUUGACAUUAGAUACUCAAGUAGUAGAAAGAGAAAAAAUGAAGUCAUACAUAUAUUUGCACACAGUUUCUUUAGAUAAAAGAGAAAAUUAUGGAAUCACUUACCAGGCAAGAAAAGAGCUUCACAAAGCAGUAAGAAAAGUUUUGGCAACAUCAGCCAAGAUACUGCGGGGCCCAUUUGCCGACACUUUUAGUACCAUCGAUGUGGAGGAUCAUGAAUGUGCUGUGUGGCUGCUCCUGAGGAAGAGCCAGUCGGGGGACAGGACAGCGCGAUUGCAGGCCGUACAGGAGAUGUCGGAGACCCACCACUGGCACGAUUACCAGUAUAGGAUAAUUGCUCAAGCCUGUGAUCUGAGAACUCUUAUCGGUUUGGCACGAAGCAAAGAGAGUGAUCUUCGUUUUUUCCUGCCACCACCUCCUUUGCCAUCUUUAAAUGAAGAUACUUGCAUUGAAGAAGAGCUCAGACAGUUGCUGGCUUCUUUACCUCAAACGGAGCUAGAUGAGUGUAUCCAGUAUUUCACAUCUUUGGCUCUGAGUGAAAGCAGUCAAAGUCUAGCUGCUCAGAAGGGUGGCUUAUGGUGUUUUGGAGGAAAUGGACUUCCUUAUGCUGAAAGUUUUGGAGAAGUUCCUUCAGCUACAGUGGAAAUGUUCUGUUUAGAAGCUUUGGUAAAACAUUCUGAGAUACCCACACACUGUGAUGAAAUUGAAGCAAAUGGAGGCUUGCAACUACUUCAGAGGCUGUACCAACUUCACAAGGAUUGUCCCAAAAUACAGAGAAAUAUAAUGCGUAUCAUUGGAAACAUGGCUUUGAAUGAACAUCUUCAUUCUACUAUAGUUCACUCAGGUUGGGUUUCCAUACUGGCAGAAGCAAUGAAGUCUCCCCGCAUAAUGGAGGCCUCACAUGCCGCCAGAACCCUGGCUAAUCUAGACCGAGAGACCAUGCGAGAAAAAUACCAGGACGGUGUGUACGUACUACACCCCCAGUAUCGCACAAGUCAGCCCAUUAAAGCAGAUGUCCUUUUUAUUCAUGGCCUUAUGGGAGCAGCAUUCAAAACAUGGCGCCAGCAGGACAAUGAGCAGCUUUUAACUGAAAAGAUUUUAGAGGACGAUGCCAGGUAUACAACAUGUUGGCCUAAGACAUGGUUGGCAAGAGACUGUCCUGCUCUCCGAAUUAUAUCUGUGGAGUAUGACACCAGCCUGAGCGACUGGAGAACGAGGUGCCCGAUGGAAAGGAAGUCCAUUGCAUUCAGGAGCGACGAGCUUCUGAGGAAGCUCAGAGCUGCUGGUGUUGGGGACAGGCCAGUCAUUUGGGUGUCACACAGCAUGGGAGGUCUUCUUGUCAAAAAGAUGCUGUUGGAAGCCUCUAAGAAGCCAGAAAUGAGUACUGUUAUAAACAAUACCAGAGGAAUAAUUUUUUAUAGCGUCCCUCAUCAUGGAUCCCAUCUGGCUGAAUACUCUGUUAAUAUUCGCUAUCUUCUCUUUCCCUCCUUGGAAGUCAAAGAACUCAGCAAGGAUUCUCCUGCACUUAAAACACUACAGGAUGACUUUCUGGAGUUUGCUAAAGACAAAAACUUCCAGGUGCUGAAUUUCGUGGAAACACUGCCAACUUACAUUGGUAGCAUGAUUAAACUGCAUGUGGUACCUGUGGAAUCAGCAGAUUUAGGCAUUGGAGAUCUAAUUCCUGUGGAUGUUGACCAUUUGAACAUUUGUAAGCCAAAGAAAAAAGAUGCUUUUUUAUACCAGCGUACCUUACAAUUCAUCUGUGAAACUUUAGCCAAAGAUCUUGAAGACUGACCGUUAUCUUCUUCCAUUUUGCAAGAAAUUUGGUGUUCUCUUUCUCUUUUAAAGCUCUAAGCAAUCAUGCAAACAUAUUCCCUAUGGCAUCACUGUGGUCUGAAGCAUGUUGCAGGCAACAGCCUGUUCUCAUUUCAUGCACUGAAAAGCACAAACCUAAAGUGGCAAUCAAAGAAUGAAGGGCUAGACUGGAUUCUUUUGAUUUAAAAGAAAUUCCAUGUGCACUAGCUUAUGUUUUGCAGCGUUGGCCCUGGUGCAGAGAGCAAGCAGCUACGGACAGAGACUGCCUUUUGUCAUCUGUGACCGUCUCCAGCUCAUACCAGGAGGAACACUGAUGGUUUCUCAAGGGAGAGCAAUCAUCACCUUCCAUAAAAAUGCCAUUUGGAGAGUACCUAGAUUAGAGAGGAGACUGAACUAUGGAAUAUAAUAUAUAGAAUAUAAAUAUUUUUUGUUCUGGGUUUCCAUGUGCUGUAAAUUUAAAAAUAUAUAUCCGUGUAAACCUUUGUCUAACAUUAACUGUCAGACUUGUCAUCCAUGGGCAGUUCCUUACAAGUUUUUAUUUUCAUAUUGCUGAGAACAAAUAAUUCUCUUUUUAAAAGAAUUGUAGCCUCUAGUAAUUCUUUCCAGAUUGCAGCUACCUAUACUUGUAAUUUUUCCCAGAUAAGGAUAAAGUAGCUAAUCCAUAUAUAUAUAUAUAUAUAUCAGCAGUACUUAGUAUGAAGAUUCUCUGAUUCUCUUUAGCUAAGUAACAUAGACCUUUCUUUCAUGCUCAUUUGAAAGUUCCAUCAAUUGACCUUGAGCAUGUAAGAAAUAUGAAAUCACGUUAAUGACUUUUUAGUUUUAAAUAACAGCAUUAAGAUAGAAAUCGCGUAAUAUUGAUCCUUUUAAAUAUACAGUUGAUUUUUAGUGUAUAUACAGAGUUGUACGACCCUCCCCACUAUGUAAUUUCAGAACGUUGCAUCAUCCCCCAAAUUAACUCUAUACCCAUUAGCAAUCACUACUCACCUCCUUUCCCUUCAGCUCCUGCCAAACACUAAUCUACUCCCUCUAUGGAUUUGCGUAUUAUGGACAUUUCAUAUAAAUGGAAUCAUACAAUGUGUGGCCUCUGUGUCUGCCUUCUUUUAGCAUAAUGUUUUCAAGGUUCAUGUAUGAUGUAGCAUGUAUCAGUACUUCAUUCCUCUUUAUGGUCAAAUAAUGUUCAAUUGUGUGGAGAUAUACAUUUGUUUAUGCAUUCAUUGGCUGAUGAAUAUUUAGGUUCUUUUCACUUUUUGGCUAUUAUGAAUAAUGCUGCUGUAAACACGUACAAGUUUUUAUGUGGA